Molecule: messenger RNA, 753 nt
Organism: Magnolia sinica
Lineage: Eukaryota; Viridiplantae; Streptophyta; Magnoliopsida; Magnoliales; Magnoliaceae
Product: histone H2AX-like
Exons: 2
Coding region: 167-586 (139 amino acids)
Cellular component (GO): nucleosome
Molecular function (GO): structural constituent of chromatin; DNA binding; protein heterodimerization activity
Source: RefSeq, a predicted model, not a curated record
CUUCUCUUAAGCUUUCUAUCAGGAAACCGAUCCGAGAAAAAGCCUCGCCGCCUCUGUUGAUCUCCUCUAGAUUAGGGUUUUUUCUCCUCUUUCUUGCAGAUUCUUCAAUUCAGAGGUCUUUUUCGUUUCUUUUUCUUUGCUAGGGUUAGGGUUUACAAGAGAGAAGAUGAGUUCUUCAGCUUCAACGAAGGGAGGUCGGGGCAAGCCCAAGUCCUCCAAAUCCGUCUCUCGAUCUCAGAAGGCAGGCCUCCAGUUCCCCGUUGGAAGGAUCGCCAGAUUCCUCAAGGCUGGAAAGUACGCGGAGCGUGUUGGUGCCGGUGCUCCGGUCUAUCUCUCUGCUGUUCUUGAAUACCUUGCUGCAGAGGUCCUUGAGCUUGCUGGAAAUGCUGCGAGGGAUAACAAGAAGAAUCGGAUUGUUCCAAGGCAUAUACAGCUUGCGGUAAGAAACGAUGAGGAACUCAGCAAGCUCUUGGGGACUGUUACAAUUGCAAAUGGUGGGGUUUUGCCUAAUAUCCAUCAGACCCUGCUGCCAACAAAGCAGGGAAAAGGGAAGGGAGAGCCUGGAUCUGCAUCACAGGAGUUUUAGGAUCUUUAGGGUUUCUCAUACAGUUACAUGAUUGAGGGUAAUUUGUAAUAUUUCAUUUUGGACAUUGGAAAUGUAUGCCUGAGUGUGAAGUCUCAGAAUGAGAUUGCUUCAAAAAAGACAGUUGGAAAUGUACGCCUGGUUUUAUGGAAUAGAAGAAAGAUAAAUCA